AUGAAAAACAUUUUUACAUAAGUGGGUCAAGAACUUAUGAAGAGUGUUGCUUAAAGUCAAAUUUCAAUGACUUUGGAUUUUAUCAUCUGCAGUGAUAAAAUCUCCAUGAAUGGUAACAUUUAAAAGAUUCAGAAAAUUCAGAGUUCAGUUCUCGUGAUCUUUGGGACCAGAAACCACACCCAACCUUCGCUGGUGCACAAAAGCUUGUUCUGACACAGAAAACUGGAAACCUCUUCUGAUGUUAAUGAUGCUGCACUGCUAACUUCCAUAGACACUAACACUAACCGGACACACAAGCACACAAUUUAGGAAAAAUGCUGCCAAUUUUAAAUAAAAGAAAAUAGCAAAGCAAAAGCUCCAGGCUUAAUUUUAAAGUUUUUCCAAAUAAACGCAUCCACUUUAUUAUGUGCACUAAUGUAUUAUAGAAAAUGGAAAUCAGAUGUAAAUAAUGACAUUUUGUCCGGUGAGUUAAAAUACUUUCUUGUUCCUCCUGGUUUUUCUGCUGUAUCAAGUCAAAAAUAAAAAACGAGGAACAGCUGAAAUCAUUUUGUACAUUUUGCCACCAGGUGUCUUCCUCUCUCGUUUUACACAACUUAAAAUUAGGAACGUUUGCACCAAGACCCCCCCUCCUGUUUAGAAUAACUUCCACACACACACACAAACACACAAUAAUCACCUCCCUCCCACCUUCAAAGGUGGCUGAGUUGGUGUGUGAAGACAGCUGAAAUUUAGUCUAUGAGGAGCUUCGCCUGACUUCAUCAUGGGUUUUUCUCUCUACCUCCUGACUCUGCAUCUUCUCCUUUCCCGCUGCACAGCUAACUGGUGUUAUCAAAACCAGAAUGCCUGUGAUGAUCCAUGCAGAGACCCCAACCACUGGGCUACUCAAUUCCCAAAAUGUGGAGGGUUACGCCAGUCACCGAUUAACAUCGUGACCAGCAAAGUCCACAUCGACAUCGCCCUGUCACCUUUCAACUUCAUUGGCCACACCGACACAAUCAACAUGACAGUGGAAAACAAAGGGCACUCUGCCCACUUUGCUUUGCCGCCGUCUGUUCGAUUCAUUGGGGGAGCUCUGCCAGGUCACUACAGAGCCGCCCAAUUUCACCUCCACUGGGGAGGGAAUGGGAGACCAGGAUCAGAGCACACCAUUGAUGGAGAGAGAUUCCCCAUGGAGAUGCACAUAGUCCACAUUAAGGAGCCGUACAGCUCUCUGGCGGAGGCCGAACAUGACACAGCAGGUAUAGCUCUGCUCGCCUUCCUGUUUGAGGAAACAGCGGAUGAUCAUCCUCAUUUGGACACAGUAAUAGAUGCGCUGGGCCGCGUACAAAACAACGGCAGCACCACAGUGAUCCCAAACUUUAGACUCGGUGACAUUAUCCCAGCUGCAAAGGACCUACAAGGUUACUACCGCUACGUGGGCUCCAUGACAACGCCGGGAUGUGAGCAGGCAGUUGCCUGGACAGUGUUUCACAGGAAGCUGGCCAUCAGUAGUCGACAGCUGGAUGCGAUAGUUAAGCAGUGUCGCUUUUGGACAGGGCAUCCCAUGACUGACAUUUUCCGACCUACGCAGCCGCUGGAUGGCAGGAUUGUGUACUCCUCAAAGUCGGGUACAGCUCAGACAACUGCGACACAUUUUUGGUGUCUGUUUUUAUCAUUUGUGACUGUUACGCUGGGUCUGGCACACUGAAUGCGCAGCAAGAAAUGGGCAUAGUCUUCAAGUCUGAACAGCGAAGCCAACGCACAAAGUCUUAAAUCUGCAUUUUUUCUUAUGGCCAGCAGGGAGUGACUUCUCAAAGUCUGAUUGUAUAUAUACAGUUCUGUGAAAAAGUAUUUGCCCUUUAUAACCCCUUCCUUGGGUUAUAACUUCAGUAAACAUUUUCUUGAUGAAUCUUAGUCACAUGAUAAAGCAUGAUGUAUCGUUAGUAAGUAAUGGUCCCUUUUUGAGUUCAGCAGAAGUACAUAGAGCUAGAUACACACAGCUCAGCCUUCCUCUGCAGAUCAGAGGGUAUGCAAAAAUUAGAGAUGCAAAGAAAUGUUUUUAUUAAAAAUGCCACUGCUACCCUUAAAAGGGGCAGUUGUUUUGCAUUAACUAUUGGUAAUGUAUUCAUACUUAAUCAUUUUUUAAGAUGAUCCAUUUUUCCUGACAAAUUACCAUCAAUUAAAGUUGAUCACAUCAGCAGCAAUGCCCACAUUUAGGUACAUGACUGCCAGGCAGUGCCUCGUACAACCCUAUUAGAUAGUUUUCUCCUAGCACCACCAUCAGCAGUGUCAAACUUAUUUCCUUAGAGAUUAUUAAAGUGUUCUGAUUCUGAAGAUACUGGAUUGUUUGUCCUUAAAUCUGUACAGAUUCACAUAUUGUACUGAGCAGAAUGAUAACAACAGCCUUUAGAGGAACUGGUCUCAGUCGCCAAACUAAUUCGGUAGUGGUGUGAAAAUGAUCCAGGCAAGUUUUGACUAAAAUGUGAGUGCACUCGGCUCCUGUAGCCUGAUGUCCCAGCUAUGGUGGAGCAUGCAAAGAAUGGCAGCUUCCACAGUAAUACUAGUAAAACAGCUAACUGGGCGUGUUUCAUAAAUGCAAACAUAUAUGUGCUAUUUAAGAAGACCUUCUUCCUAUAUUUACUUUCUUCCUCCCCACCUUAGACAUAUCU
Haplochromis burtoni (Burton's mouthbrooder) is the source of this 2648-nucleotide messenger RNA. RefSeq names its product carbonic anhydrase IV c (gene ca4c). The coding region runs from base 761 to 1687 and encodes 308 amino acids. Lineage: Eukaryota; Metazoa; Chordata; Actinopteri; Cichliformes; Cichlidae. Gene Ontology annotation, cellular component: plasma membrane. The record is from RefSeq and is a predicted model, not a curated record. The transcript is spliced from 8 exons. Gene Ontology annotation, molecular function: carbonate dehydratase activity; zinc ion binding.